UUUUUUGUUAAAUAUCUCGAAAAAUAAGUGGAUCUUGCUGCUACCCAUUUCGUUUCUCACCGACCCAUAACCAGGGUUUCGAGAAAAAAAAUAAUCUUUUUUUUUGUACCUCAAGCUGGACAUUUUUGGAUUCACAUUUGAGUUUCUGGGUUUGGGAUUUUGGGUGGUGAUUUUGAGGUUUAUAUUUGCAUGAUCCAUUUUUAGGGUUUGGGUUUUUGGUGAUUUGGUGUAUUGAGGGGGUUUAAGUGAUUUUUUUUGUUUUUGGGUUUUUUUCUGGGUUCAGUUAGAUUGAAUCCUGUUUAGUGUUUCUGAGUUUUGAAGGAACUGUGUGGUGGUCCAGUUACUUCAAGGAGUCCUUGGGCAACUUCUCCAGGUUUCUUCAUUCAGGAUGAGUAUGACAAGUGAAAGCGAUGACAGGAUGACAUCACAAGAUGGGGUGGAUUCACCAUCUGUCGAAGAAGCUUGUGGUGGAGGAAAUACCGGAGGAGGUCUACCACUUAAAAAAGGCCCCUGGACUUCUGCAGAAGAUGCAAUUUUAGUGGAGUACGUCACGAAACAUGGUGAGGGGAACUGGAAUGCUGUCCAAAAGCACUCAGGACUUGCUCGGUGUGGUAAAAGUUGCCGUUUGCGAUGGGCCAAUCAUCUGAGACCAGAUCUAAAGAAAGGUGCAUUCACUCCCGAGGAAGAGCGGCACAUAAUUGAACUGCAUGCUAAGAUGGGAAACAAAUGGGCGAGAAUGGCUGCUGAGUUGCCUGGGCGCACAGAUAACGAGAUAAAGAACUACUGGAAUACCAGAAUAAAGAGACGUCAGCGUGCAGGCUUGCCAAUUUACCCUUCAGAUAUUUGUUUUCAGUCGAUUACGGAAAACAAACAAAAUGAGGAGUUGGGUACAUUCUCCUCUGCAGAUUCACAAUAUCCUGAUUUCUUGCCAAUGAAUUAUGAGAUUCCAGCUGUGGAAUUCAAAAGGUUGGAGUUCAAUCAGCAUUUGUGUCCACCAGUACUUCUUGAUAUUCCCACUGGUGGCAUACUUGAUAUUCCUGGAAGAAGCCUGUUGGCACAGGGUCUUAAUUCUGCUUAUUACAGUCGGUCAUUCCUCUCAACAACGCCUCCAGCCAAGCGUAUACGAGGCUCAGAAUCUCUGUUCUCUGGUUUAAAUGGUGAUUGUUCUCCAUCAAAAAAUGAUGGUUCUUUUCCAACCUGCCAUCAACAUCAGGAUGAUGGCUCUUUGCUUGCUCAGUCCAUGGGAUUUUCGUCAUCAUUUAAUCAAAAUCUAAUAUCUGAUUAUCACCCCUCAUCCUUGGGUGUAAUUCCUGGCAGCCAUGCCCUUUUAAAUGGCCACACCUCUUCUUCAGAGCCCUCAUGGGCAAAGAAGCUCGAGCUCCCUUCACUCCAAAGUCCGAUUGCAAGUUGGGGCUUACUUACUUCCCCUCUUCCUUCUCUUGAUUCUGUCGACACUUUGAUUCAGUCCCCUCCAACUGAGCAUACUGAAUCAUGUAAUCUGUCACCUAGGAACAGCGGUCUGUUGGACGCUGUACUUCAUGAAUCACAAACUAUGAGAGCUUCAAAGAGUAUCUUGCACCAGGAGAAUUCUGGUGAUGUGGUUGAUAAUUCAUGUCCUGAUCUCCACAUGACUGAAUGGGGACAACACGGUGAUCCAAUCUCCCCUUUAGGUCAUUCUGCUGCAUCGGUGUUUAGUGAAUACACCCCUACUAGUGGAAGCUCAUCAGAGGAGCCCCAAUUAGUGACAAUGCCAGCUUGCAAGGUUAAGCAGGAGAAGUUUGAUUACGGACCCUAUGAUGGGAAGGACGAUGCAUCAAACCUGAUCUGUCCCAGGCCAGACUUCUUGCUUGAGUCCAAUUGUUUUGGUCAUAUGCAAAACACUGCAAGAUCCAUCUGGUACUGAAAUACAGCUCUUUGAUGAUUACACUCUGUUAGCCACACUAUCAGAACAAGGCUGUGGACGUGGUUCUUGUGCACGGAAUGCCAUGUCUACAAUCUAGUCAAUAAGCUCAACAAGAUAUUGGUACUUUUAACGCCUUGCAAACAUUUUUGUGAUGCAAACUUGGAUUGUCGUGUCAGCUAUUAAACGACUAUAGAAGACUGAUGUAAUAUUUUUUUUUGAUGUGAGAUUGUCUUUAGAUAUUGAAACACAAAAUACUGCUUGUAUGCGGCAUUAAAUUGCCUGCUUUUUCAAUUCCACUGUGUUUGACCACGAAUGCAACACAGCUCCUUUGUGCUGGGACAAAGUGAACAUUAGAGUUUGAAGUAUUGCUUUCUCUU
This is a messenger RNA of Solanum verrucosum, 2280 nucleotides long. Its product is annotated as transcription factor GAMYB-like. Lineage: Eukaryota; Viridiplantae; Streptophyta; Magnoliopsida; Solanales; Solanaceae. Bases 389 to 1903 code for a protein of 504 amino acids. The record is from RefSeq and is a predicted model, not a curated record. The transcript has 4 exons.